Molecule: messenger RNA, 564 nt
Organism: Arctia plantaginis
Lineage: Eukaryota; Metazoa; Arthropoda; Insecta; Lepidoptera; Erebidae
Source: the annotation of a GenBank genome assembly
AUGAAAAAUCAUUGUGUUCUAGGGUUAUGUUUAAUUGAUGAAACUGAUGUGUCCAUGUUAACGGAAUGGCUUAGUAGCCAAGCGCGUGUCGAACCAAUGCAGUCGGUACGCACAACACGCGGCAACAGGGUGCGUCUAGAAUGCAAGGCAAGCGCCCGGCCGCCACCACGCAUAACGUGGUACAAGGACGGGAACCCCGUCGCUGAUAUCGCAUUAAGGAGAUUCCGGGUGCAAAAUUUUAGGAGGCGCUCGGUAUUAGUGAUAAGACAUGCUCGUAGUGAAGACACGGCGAAGUACGAAUGCAGAGCGCAAGGUGCCAUUGGACCGCCGGCGAUAGCCACCGCCAAUGUCACCGUUCUAGCACCAGCGCCUGAUGACUCAGCGUCAUUGGGUUCGCCCUGUCCCAUGCCAGACCCCUCGUCGUACUGCCUCAAUGGAGGCACUUGUUUGUUCUUCGAAAUCGUUCAAGAACAAGCUUGCAAAUGUCCGGAAGGCUUCAACGGACAGCGAUGCGAGAACAAGGAUAUAUCAAAUCGAAGCAGUAAAGGCGAACGCUUGUGGUAG